ACACACACACACACACACACACACACGGCCGUCAAAUAUAAGGGUGACUAAAAAUUAUUGACAAAUGCAAGGAGUAGAGCAGCAUAUACCCGCCCUCACAUUAACGAGAUUGGUCUGCAGCUUGAUUGACUGAGCUCCGAGCCAAUGGGAGCUGAGUAACACGUUUCGUGGUAACCCCCUACUUUCGGGAAUCUUUAGUCGCUUGAUAGGAAAGGUUUGUUCAGCUCGGUACACUGACCGGACGUAAUGUCUCUGAUGAAACUAAAGACUUUGACCGGGAAAUAUUACUUAUACACGCGAGAUUAAUCAAGAAUUCGUCGUCCCAGAGUACGGAGAGGUUUUCCCUUGGUUUGGUGAUGAUUGGAAACGGACGGGAGUAACUUUAUUCUGCCUGUGUCUGAAUGCCAAAGUUAGUAGUCAUGGAGCUGGGCAGGCAGCUGUGUGGGAAGAUGAAGAAACAGAAGAAAGUGGAGUUGGCCGUCCCUGCCAUCAUGAAAGGCCUUGAGAUCCACUUCUACCUGCCUGACGCUCACCAACUUGAGUACUUUAAAGGCUGCCACACUGCUGAGGACUUGUGUGUUGAGGCUGCCAAGAGAUGCCGUAUUUCACCUCUGUGCCAUAACCUGUUUGCCCUGUAUGAAGAGAGUCAGGAGCUGUGGUAUGCACCCAAUCAUACCUUUAAGAUCACCGAUGAUACCUGUAUUAAGCUUCACUAUCGCAUGAGGUUUUAUUUCACAAACUGGCACGGGACGUCUGAGAGCGAGUCUCCUGUAUGGCGCCAUUCUUUAAGCAAACAGAAGGGAACGAAAGGCCCCGAGGGAACUCCACUGCUGGAUGCCGCCUCCCUCGACUACCUGUUUGCUCAGGGACAGUACGAUUUUCUGAGGGGACUGGCGCCGGUGCGCGUCCACCAGUCCGAAGCGGAGCUCCACGAGAUAGAGAACGAGUGCCUGGGUAUGGCGGUCCUCGCCAUAACUCAUCAUGCCAAGAGCAACAACCUGCCACUGUCGGGAUCCGGGGCUGAAACCAGCUACAAGCGUUUUAUCCCUGAGAGCCUCAACCGCACCAUUAAGCAGCGCAGCUUCCUGACUCGCAUGCGCAUCAGCAACGUUUUCAAGAACUUCCUUAAUGAGUUCAACAGCAAGACCAUUCGGGACAGUAACAUCACGCUGUACGACCUGAAGGUGAAGUACCUCUCCACGCUGGAGACGCUGACAUGGGGCAUGGGCCGCGAAACGGUGGAAACGAAAAGCCUGCGCGUGUUCGGGGAGGGCGAGAUCUCGCCCGCGCACACGCCCAGCAUGGGGGAUGAGGGACAGGUUUACGAAGUGCAGGUGUGUGGGACGACUGGCAUCUCAUGGAGGAAGAAGCUUCAGCAGAAUGGUUUCACCUUCAAAGACAAAAGUAAAUCCCGGAAGACAAAGACUGACUGCAAACAGAAGAACGACAAAAAGAAUGACGCCAGCAAUGGAUGGAUCCUCUUCUCUGACUUUUAUGAAAUCACUCAUAUUGUUACAAAAGAGUCCAGCGUUACCAUAUACAGACAGGACAACAAAACCUUGGAGCUGAAGUUGAGCUACCGCGAAGAGGCUCUGGCUUUCACCGCCCUGGUGGACGGAUAUUUCCGGCUCACCGUAGACGCCCAUCACUACCUCUGCACUGAGGUAGCGCCCCCUUCUGUGGUACAGAAUCUGCAAAACGGCUGCCACGGACCCAUCUGCACAGAGUAUGCCAUUCACAAACUGAGGCAGGAGGGCAACGAGGAGGGCUCCUACGUCCUGCGCUGGAGCUGUACAGACUACGACUAUAUUAUCAUGACCGUUGUCUGCAUGGAGCUGGACUUGUGCCAGUCCAGGCCUGUUCCCCAGUACAAGAACUUCCAGAUCGAAGUGGGCUCCCAGGGCUAUAGACUGUUUGGGACAGAAACCUUCAGGACGAAUCUAAAAGAGCUGCUGGAGCACCUGCAGGGUCAGAGCCUUCGCACCGAGAACCUCCGUUUCCAGCUGCGCCGCUGCUGUCCUCCACAGCCCCGAGAGGUUUCCAACCUUUUGGUGAUGACCUCUGACAGAGAGCCCGUCCCUCAGAGACAGCCUCAAGUCAGCCAGCUGAGUUUCCACCGCAUCCUUAAAGAGGAGAUCGUUCAGGGAGAACACCUGGGUCUGGGCACCAGAACCAACAUCUACGCAGGCGUUCUGAAGAUGAAAAGUGAGGAUGAGGAUGGUUUGGGGAGCUACUACGCUUCACAGGAGGUUAAGGUGGUGCUGAAAGUCCUCGGCUCUGGACACAGAGAUAUAUCUCUGGCCUUCUUCGAGACAGCCAGCAUGAUGCGACAGAUCUCGCACAAACACAUCGCCUUGCUUUAUGGAGUGUGUGUGCGUCACCAGGAGAAUAUCAUGGUGGAGGAGUUUGUGCAGUACGGUCCUCUCGAUCUGUUCAUGCGCAGAGAGACCGUUCCUCUUAGCACUCUGUGGAAGUUCCAGGUGGCCAAACAGCUGGCAAGCGCCCUCAGUUAUCUGGAGGAUAAGAAGCUUGUGCAUGGGUACGUUUGUGCUAAAAACAUUCUACUGGCUCGAGAUGGACUUGACAGCGACGGAGGUCCCUUCAUCAAACUCAGUGACCCUGGCAUCCCCAUCACCGUGCUAACACGAGAGGAGUGUGUGGACCGGAUUCCAUGGAUCGCUCCCGAGUGUGUGCAGGAUACAGCCAACCUGAGCGUAGCAGCAGACAAGUGGGGCUUUGGCACGACUCUGUGGGAGAUAUGCUAUAACGGAGAAAUUCCUCUGAAAGACAAGAAACUCACAGAGAAGGAAAGGUUUUACGCAGCUCAGUGUCACUUGGCCACACCGGACUGUGAAGAGCUUGCUAAUCUCAUGACCCACUGCAUGACCUACGACCCCCAUCAAAGACCCUUCUUCAGGGCCAUCGUCCGAGAUAUCGACAUGGUGGAAAAACAGAAUCCCUCGAUUAAGCCUGUACCCACCCUAGAGGUCGACCCCACAGUGUUUGAGAAGAGAUUCCUCAAGAAGAUCAGAGACCUAGGAGAGGGGCAUUUCGGAAAGGUGGAGCUGUGUCGUUAUGACCCGCGCGGAGAUCGGACAGGAGAGUUGGUGGCGGUAAAGUCCCUGAAACCAGAGAGCCGGGAGGAGCAAAGCGGCAACCUGUGGCGUGAGAUUGACAUCCUGAGGGAACUCUACCACGAGAACAUCGUUAAAUACAAAGGCAUCUGCCAGGAGGAGGGUGGCAGAUCCAUCAAACUCAUUAUGGAGUAUUUACCAGCAGGCAGUCUGAAGGAAUAUUUGCCCAGAAACAAAAUACAAACCAAUAUGAAGACCCUGCUGAGCUACGCUGUCCAAAUCUGCCAGGGUAUGGAUUAUCUGGGCUCUCGGAAUUACAUCCACCGAGACCUGGCUGCUCGGAACGUCCUGGUGGAGAACGAGAGCACGGUGAAGAUUGGAGACUUUGGCCUGACUAAAAGCAUUAAAGACAACGAGGGCUACUAUACAGUGAAGGAUGACCUGGACAGCCCAGUAUUUUGGUAUGCUCCAGAAUGCCUGGUUCACUGUAAGUUCUACAGAGCGUCAGAUGUCUGGUCGUUUGGAGUGACCAUGUAUGAGCUCCUAACCUACUGCGACGCUUCAUGCAGCCCCAUGUCGGUCUUCCUCAAGAUGAUUGGACCAACCCAUGGACAGAUGACUGUUACCAGAUUGGUCCGGCUUCUGGAGGAGGGGAAGAGAUUGCCCAAGCCAGAUAUCUGCUCAGACAAGGUGUACACUUUAAUGAAGAGGUGCUGGGAAAGCACACCUGACAAAAGGAUCGACUUCAAAGGCCUCAUCGCUGCUUUUCAGCAACUGCUUGGUGACGGCAUGUAACCAUGGAAACCACGAUCUGCAGUUACACACUCCACCUGCCAGACCAGAGACUGCGCUUAAGGUGUCGCCACGGUGAACUUUUUUUAAACGCAAAGAAGACUUCGGGAGAACAUUUUUUUCCACUUUGUUUUGUCCAGAAGGAGCUUUCACGUGCUGCGUUCUACUGGUUUACUCAAAGACUGCGUGUGUCACCACAAAGUGCGGUCAUGACGAGAAGCGAAAUCAUCAGUCAUCCACAGGGCACCAAGCAGCGCGUAUAUCACUCGCCAUCAGUUUGCAAGACCUAUCUAUCCUGUUAUACCCACACUUCCUGUACUUAUGACAGCGGCCGCGUCAAAUUAUUUCUCUUUUUGUUCCAAACGCAAUUUUAUAUUCCUAAUGUACUUUUAUGCAGUCAGUUGUUUGUUUUUUUUUGUUACACAUUUUCAGCAGUUUGAGUUUGAGCGAUGCGGGAUGUUUGCCGAAGCGUGUCACCGCAUGUCACAUGUACAGCGAGACAAACAGGAGCUACAGGAAGAGAGAGGAGUUUCACCACAUGUAUCACGAGGCUGAUUUGCUUGGGAAGACUGAUCUGGGACACUUGUGCACGAGGACAGGCAUAGGAGUUGGAAGAAAGUUCCUUCUAUUCCACAGAACGUUCGGAAACCUGUUUCAUAGCAUUUUAUUUCUCACGCAGCUCUUUGUCAAUGAUGAAAGACUGAAAAGGAGAAGGCAGUAUUUUUUUUUGCCAUGCAUUGUGCCUACAGUAGGCACUAGAGGACAGUAGAGAUUACAGAAUAUCAUAUUACUAUCUUAAAUCUAGUAAGACAUAUUCUUGCUCAAAUCUUACAUAAAGUCAAGAAGCAUUUUAAGUCUGAGGCUGCAUAUUUUAGCAUUUGUAUCUACAGAAAUUAAAAGUGAAAUUUAUUGGGGCCAGUAUGCAUUGUUAAAAAGCUGUACUCUCAUUAUUCUCCUUGUAAACUAAACUAUUUUCUCAUC
Clarias gariepinus (North African catfish) is the source of this 4847-nucleotide messenger RNA. RefSeq names its product Janus kinase 1 (gene jak1). The transcript has 24 exons. Gene Ontology annotation, biological process: hemopoiesis; cell differentiation; intracellular signal transduction. Bases 402 to 3869 code for a protein of 1155 amino acids. Gene Ontology annotation, cellular component: cytoskeleton; cytosol; membrane. The record is from RefSeq and is a predicted model, not a curated record. NCBI's taxonomy places the organism in Eukaryota, Metazoa, Chordata, Actinopteri, Siluriformes, Clariidae. Gene Ontology annotation, molecular function: ATP binding; cytokine receptor binding; non-membrane spanning protein tyrosine kinase activity.